Messenger RNA from Ilex paraguariensis (yerba mate), 1290 nucleotides. Lineage: Eukaryota; Viridiplantae; Streptophyta; Magnoliopsida; Aquifoliales; Aquifoliaceae. The record is from the annotation of a GenBank genome assembly.
AUGCCGUCAUUGGAAGAGGAAUUGUUUCCAUCAACCCCAGGCAAGUUCAAAGAUCGAUCCCACACGAUGAACAGGCAAUUCCAUCGGUGUUUCUCUUCAACAAGCACAAUGUUCCUCUGGGCACUAUUCCUGAUUGCCUUAACGGCGUCGUAUUUGAGUUUCCAGUCCUUCGUUGAUUCCGGUAGCCGGUAUUUCUCCUCCUCGUGGGGCGGUCUUCACUGGGAAAAACAAGUCCGUACCUCCGGCCAAAUCCGCCGGCAACAUGGAUUCUCCGUUCUGGUCACCGGUGCAGCCGGUUUCGUUGGGACCCACGUCUCUUUGGCCCUCAAGAAAAGAGGAGACGGCGUCGUUGGGUUAGAUAAUUUCAACAAUUAUUACGACCCAUCAUUGAAGAAAGCAAGAAAAGCUCUGUUGAAUUCUCACGAUAUCUUCAUCGUCGAGGGUGAUGUUAACGAUGCGCGCAUGUUAGCGAAGCUCUUCGAUGUUGUGGCUUUCUCUCACGUUAUGCACUUGGCUGCGCAGGCGGGGGUGAGAUACGCCAUGGAGAACCCUCAUUCCUAUGUACACAGUAACAUUGCUGGGCUUGUGACCCUUUUGGAGGCCUGUAAAAAUGCCGACCCACAACCCGCAAUUGUUUGGGCCAGCUCCAGUUCGGUUUACGGGUUAAACGACAAGGUACCAUUUUCCGAAUCGGAUCGCACUGACCGACCCGCUUCUCUCUACGCAGCCACCAAAAAGGCCGGUGAAGAAAUUACCCACACUUAUAAUCACAUUUACGGGCUUUCGGUAACCGGGUUGAGGUUUUUUACGGUGUAUGGUCCAUGGGGAAGGCCCGACAUGGCUUAUUUUUCAUUUACCCGGAAUAUUUUACAGGGAAAGCCAAUUACUGUUUACCGUGGUAAAAACAAGGUUGAUUUGGCUAGAGAUUUUACGUAUAUCGAUGAUAUUGUGAAAGGGUGUGUCGGGUCAUUGGAUACUGCGGGUAAGAGUACAGGGUCAGGUGGGAAGAAACGGGGUCCGGCAAUGCAUCGGAUCUUCAAUUUGGGUAAUACAUCGCCGGUGACUGUGCCGAUGAUGGUGAGUAUUUUGGAGAAGCAUUUGAAGAUGAAGGCAAAAAAGAACCUUGUGGAGAUGCCCGGAAACGGCGACGUUCCGUUUACCCAUGCGAAUAUAAGCUUGGCACGGAGGGAACUCGGGUAUAAACCCACGAUCCAAUUAGAAGUCGGGUUGAAGAAGUUUGUUAGGUGGUAUCUCUCUUAUUACCACUACAGUCACGGCAAGCCUAUGUAA